Messenger RNA from Harmonia axyridis, 777 nucleotides. RefSeq lists its product as uncharacterized. NCBI's taxonomy places the organism in Eukaryota, Metazoa, Arthropoda, Insecta, Coleoptera, Coccinellidae. The record is from RefSeq and is a predicted model, not a curated record. The transcript has a single exon. Bases 1 to 777 code for a protein of 258 amino acids.
AUGAACAAUGCUGUAUUUGGAAAAACUAUUGAAAAUAUUAGGAAACAUCGAACUGUUAAAUUAGUUAAUCAGUGGAAUGGAAGAUAUGGAGCGAAGAAUCUUAUUGCAAGUCCCUUUUUCAAAUGUAGAACAAUAUUAGAUGAUGAUUUGGUAGCAAUCGAAAUACAAAACCGACUACUUAUAUUUGAUAAACCAAUAUAUGUUGGAAUGUCAGUAUUAGAUAUUUCGAAGAUAUGUCUAUAUGAAUUCCACUACGAUUAUUUUUUACCUACCUUCAAGGAUUGUAUAUUGAACUAUGUAGAUACCGAUAGUUUAACAUAUGAAAUUAGUAAUCAAGAUCCAAACGAGCAAAUCAGACAAGAUUGUCCUACUCGAUUUGAUACAUCAGACUAUCCUCCUGAUAAUGUAUACAAUAUUCCAAGAGUGAAUAAAAAAGUUCUUGGACUCAUGAAAGAUGAAAACAACGGUUUGAUAAUGACAGAUUUCGUUGGAUUACGUUCAAAAAUGUACUCUUAUUGUGUAGACUCAAAAGAACUUAAAAAAAUCAAGGGAAUCAAAAAGAAUGUUGUGAAAAGUUUAUCAUUUAAUGAUUUCUUACAGUGCUUACUGAAUGAUAGUGUAAUGUAUAUCAAACAGAGAAAUAUAGUUUCUAAGGGUCAUAAUGUCUUCUCAGUAGAACAGAAAAAAAUUGCUCUAUGCUAUAAAGAUGACAAACGUUACAUAAUUCCACAUUCCCACAACACACUGCCUUGGGGUCAUUAUAGCAUUAAACAAUAA